AUGUCACAAGUGGAUAAUGAUGGUAAGAACAUGCUUCAAUGGGCCUGCAAGGGUGGACAUGUGGGUAUGGAGGAGUGUUUACUCCCACAAUAUGGUGUUGAGAUUAAGAAUGGGUACAGGCCACCACUUCUGCAGGCUGCAUGGCGGGGACACAGAGACGUUUGUGAGUUCCUCGUGUGUAUGGGAGCUAAUGUGUCACAAGUUGAUGAUGACGCCUACAACGCCCUGCACUGGGGCUGCCAGAGCGGACAUCUGGAUGUGGUGAAGUAUCUACUUUCUCUAUGCAGUCUUGAUAUUAACAGUAGGGGACAAGGCGGUGAGACCCCGUUGAUGAAAGCUGCAUUCAGAGGCCACAGAGUCGUGUUUGAGUUCCUCGUCAGAAAGGGAGCUAAUGUGUCACAAGCUGAUGAUGACGGCAACAACGUCCUUCAUUAUUCCUCUUUGGGUGGACAUUUGGAGAUAGUGAAGCACGUCAUCAGAGAGAACAUGGUCAACCUUAAAGACAGGAACAAGGACGGGGUAACAGCAGCCAUGAUGACGACAUAUGUUAACACAUCGUCAUAUCGUCGCCUGUAA
Molecule: messenger RNA, 576 nt
Organism: Haliotis rubra (blacklip abalone)
Lineage: Eukaryota; Metazoa; Mollusca; Gastropoda; Lepetellida; Haliotidae
Product: histone-lysine N-methyltransferase EHMT1-like
Exons: 1
Coding region: 1-576 (191 amino acids)
Molecular function (GO): protein binding
Source: RefSeq, a predicted model, not a curated record